Molecule: messenger RNA, 1129 nt
Organism: Aspergillus japonicus CBS 114.51
Lineage: Eukaryota; Fungi; Ascomycota; Eurotiomycetes; Eurotiales; Aspergillaceae
Exons: 4
Coding region: 81-881 (266 amino acids)
Cellular component (GO): membrane
Source: RefSeq, a predicted model, not a curated record
CCUCAGCGAGCAGCCCGCACAUUUCUUCAUCCUCCUCAUUCAAUUCAGCGUCGCCCAAAAAGAGCAGACCAUAUGCUAAAAUGAUGCCCUUCAAGAUCGAUACAACUACCCUCCUCUAUAUCAUGUUGGUUGUGGGCGGGGCCAUCUCCUUGAUCCUUGGAGCGCUAUCUUGGGCUCGCACUGCCGCUCUGCUUCUUCCUUUACCGACAUGGGUUCCAGCCACCGCGACACUCAUAUCCCCGAUCAUAGUACUCACACUGAUAGCCACGCGAGUGUUUUUCCAGCAGUCAAACUAUGAGACUCCUCGCAAUUGUUGGUGGAGCACAGUAUCCGGUAUACUCAAUCAGAUUCAGACCAUCAUAUCGACCAUCGUUGCCACAGUAGCGCUAGCGUACAUCUUCCCUGACAGUAUUCUCUCAUGUAACCUAGACCAACAGUGGCAGGCAUUCUUUCAGUCGAAGAAUUCGCACGCUAUCCGAUCAAUCCAAGAUGAGUUCCGAUGCUGUGGUCUUCGAAGUCUUCACGAUAGGGCAUGGCCCUUCAAGGACCGGAACCAUGGGGACAAUGCAUGUGAACUGCAGCUAGGAUAUCAGAGGAGUUGCUUCGCUCCUUGGAGAGAGCACCAGCAGAGUACUUCUUGGCUGGUUUUCGCAGCGGCUGUUUUUGUUUUCGCGGCCAAGAUCGCUCUCAUUCGGCUUUCCGGCCGUCGAAUAAGUUGGGUGAGUAGGCAAUCUGCCAGCAGGAGGCCUGAUUACCAGCGGAUUUCACACCCAGCAGUGCAGGACGAAGAGGACACCCAGAACGGUGCCCACGGGGAGGCGCAGAGGACAUUCUUACCCCAGUCAAACCCCGAAUAUAGGGAUAACUGGGAGGUAGAUUAAGUUCCGGCGUGUGCGCAGCCUCUUGUUGUUUUAUUUCUCGCUUUCUUCAUUGUUUCAGGGCAUCGGCGUGCGCAACGCGCGUCACCAAUUGAUGAUGAAGUGGCGAAGUAUGAGAGGCUGUAUGCUGGGCGUUAUGAUGUCUUUAUGGGCCUCUUUGAGCUCAAACUUGAAUGAGGCGGCCAGAACCAGCUACGACGGAACCUAGAUGUGGCUGGAGGAGCAAGAUUUCAAUGUUUAUUUAGUUAUUG